AUGUCUUUUAUUCUUGCCUACCGAAAACCGAAAGAGAAGCUGGCCAGGGCACGGGCGCGUGCACCAAGUAUUCCCAAACUCCAUGAGAAGAAUCUCUCAAAGCUCAAACCGAAACCCUACAGGCUAUUGACGUUUGAAGAACUGCCCGAAUGGUAUCAAGACAACCACUUCACCAGGUCGGGAUAUCGCCCGGUGGCCAAUUCAUGGGUCACUUGCGUCUGGUCUCUGGGUCACCUGCACAACGAGUCGGUCAACAUCUUCACUCAUCUGAUUCCGGCCCUGUGUCUUGUCGUGGGACAGGUUCUUGUUUACCGUGGCCUCAGCUGGUUCUACCCCGAAGCGUCAGUGGCUGAUUAUGCCGUCUUCAGCAUCCAAGUGGGUGCUGCCAUCGUCACGAUGCUCCUUUCCUCCACCUACCACACCCUCCUCUGUCAUUCCAAGGACGUGGAGAAUCUGAUGCUGAGGGUCGACUACGUGGGCAUCCUGACCCUGAUCCUGGGGAGUUUCUUCUCUGGCAUCUACGUCGGAUUCUACUGCGAACCUCUCCUCCGCUCGGUCUACUGGAGCAUGAUCAUCUCCCUCAGCCUCGUCACGGCCACCAUGGUUCUGCACCCGAGACUCCAAGGCCUGAAAUACCGGACCCUUCGAGCGUGGGCUUUCAUCCUCACCGCCCUCUCGGGCUUCGCCCCCAUCAUCCACGGCCUCUUCCUCUACGGCUGGAGUGAGAUGUGGGUGCGCUCGGGCAUGCCGUACUGGUUGCUGGAGGGCCUCGUCUACGGCAUCGGCGCUUUCUUCUUCGUCACCCGGAUCCCCGAGUCGAUCUGGCCGGGCGCAUUUGACAUCUGGUUUUCGUCGCACCAGUUCUUCCACGUCUUGGUGGUCGUAGCGAGUCAGAUCCAUCUCUACGGCGUGUGGGUGGCUUAUGACUGGAACUACCAAAACCAGAGAGUCUGUCCUGCGACGGCUGCAUAA
Fonsecaea nubica is the source of this 972-nucleotide messenger RNA. RefSeq lists its product as hypothetical. Bases 1 to 972 code for a protein of 323 amino acids. The transcript has a single exon. NCBI's taxonomy places the organism in Eukaryota, Fungi, Ascomycota, Eurotiomycetes, Chaetothyriales, Herpotrichiellaceae. Gene Ontology annotation, molecular function: signaling receptor activity. The record is from RefSeq and is a predicted model, not a curated record. Gene Ontology annotation, cellular component: membrane.